This is a messenger RNA of Sphaeramia orbicularis (orbiculate cardinalfish), 2452 nucleotides long. RefSeq names its product sec1 family domain containing 2 (gene scfd2). The record is from RefSeq and is a predicted model, not a curated record. Gene Ontology annotation, biological process: vesicle-mediated transport. The transcript has 9 exons. The coding region runs from base 96 to 2165 and encodes 689 amino acids. Lineage: Eukaryota; Metazoa; Chordata; Actinopteri; Kurtiformes; Apogonidae.
CUUUAAGAGACUCGUAUUUGUUUUGGAGCUGCUUGCUGAAGUUUCUGAUGUAUAUUUGAUUUUACUGUACUUAGCCAAGAUCUGAACUUAGUGAAAUGUCGUCGAUGGAGGAUUUUACGCACUUCCCGCUGCAGAUGUGGGAAAAGGUGCUGUCGAAGGUAAAGAAAGCGGUUGUUUUUAUGGAUGACAAGUGUGCAGAGGCUCUUCACUGGAGCGGAGGUGCUGCUGCCUUAUUAGAGGCUGGAGCCAAGAAUUUAAAGCAGUUUUCAAGUUUCGAAGCCUGUAGCGUAAACGAACCAAAAGCUGUGUUCGUGGUAAGCACUUUGUUGAAGGGACGAACAAUCGACAUAAUAAAAGACAUCAUAUCCCUCAGUCACUUCCAGUACUGUGUUGUUUUCACCACAGUCGCUCACUCCGUGCACCUGCUCGCCAACAAUGUCACGACUGAAAUGGAAGGUAGUCCUGUAUUUGAGCAGUUUGAAGAAAAGCUAUGCGAGUGGAUGGGAAACAUGAACUACACUGCUGAAGUCAUGCAUGUCCCUGUGGUCUUCGCCCCUGUGUCACAACAGCUCCUCCUCACACCAACGUUUGCACACCUGUUUCCCUUGCUUUCACCUGACUUAGACACAGUAAACGCAAAACGCCCAGAAAAAAAGAGAUUUGGAAGUCUGGUAGAUAUAGACAUGAACUCCCUCCCUAUUGAGCUGCAACUUGAAAUCAAGCAUCUGGCCUCUGCACUGAAUUCAAUGUUUGAGGCCACAGGAACCAGGGAGGAAAGCUUUGCUGUUGGUCCCAUGAGCCGCAUCAUCGCAGGAGAACUGGCCAAUCACCCUCAAGCCAAAAACCGAAGGAAGACUGCUCCAAAUAAAGCAUCCAUUAUCUUUAUUGACCGAACAAUGGAUCUUACAGGAGCUGUUGGUCAUCAUGGUGACAACCUGGUGGAGAAGAUUCUAACUGUACUGAAACCAUUACCUGGUCAUGUGACCGAUGUACAGGUGGAUAUGCUAGAGCUCACAAGUCUGCAACACACCCCUGACUCCCUGAACAUCCUUGCCCCUGGCUGCCUAGCACAGGCUGAGUCAUCUACAGCACGGUCACUGUGGGAGGCCAUGCUGACCAGUAAGCAAAAGGAGGGUGUGAUGGAGGUUCGUCGGCAACUUGUGGAAGCAGCCAGCAAGGAGAAGCUGCCAAUCAAGAUGAGCAUGGGUCGUGUGACCCCUGAGCAGUUGUGCUCCUACACACGUCUGUUCCGGAGCAGUUGGGGGGCGCUAGAGAGUCACUGUGGGGUGCUGCAGCUGGGACUGGCCACGGCCCAGACCCUCCGCCACCCCAGCCUGCCCCGCUGGGAUGCCUGCCUGGCCUUCGAGAGGCUGCUGCUGCAGGCUCUCGGAGACUCCGAUUUCCCCACCGUGCUGAGGCAGCUGCUGCCCCUGAUGAAGCCCCGUGAGGACGAGGGCACCUCAGGGUCCGGCCGGGCAGAGGAGGAGUGUGGUCCGGAUGAGCUGGUCCUCCUGCUGGUCUACCUGUACUCCCUGGCUGAUGAGGCGCAGUCGGCCGACCUGGACACCGAGGAGGAGCAGCUGGAGAAGCUGGAGAGGGAGCUGAUAGGAGCACUCACCCUAGUCAUCACCCGCGAGACACAACUCAGUCCUUUGCUCCAGAAACUCACAGGUUGUACAGACCCAGAGGAGCUGACCACAGAGCGAGCUCAUUCGGCUAUGGAGGACAUGUUUGAGACCCUCCGAGGUUUAAGUCACACCAGAGACCACCUUAAGCAACUGCGCUCUGUCUACACCGCCAGUGACGGAGUUCACCAGGCAAACUAUCAUUCUUUCCUGCGUCAAGUCCUGGAGGAAGUCUUCCACCCUGACAGACUGGAAUGUCCUGACAUCGAGCACAUGUCUGGAGGCCUCACAGACCUGCUGAAGACCGGUUUCAGUAUGUUUAUGAAGGUGAGUCGACCACAUCCCAGUGACAACCCUCUGCUCUUCCUCUUCCUGGUCGGCGGGGUCACGCCUGCAGAGCUUCGCCUCAUCAAAGAGCUAGUCUCCGCCCACAAACCAGGGACACAAGUGCUGGUUCUGUCUACUCGACUGCUGAGGCCCACAGAUAUCGCUGAGCUCCUCUUCACCACCCAAAGACUGGCUCCUGAUAUCGGUGUCUAACGGCGUCACGUGGAAAGACACAUGGAGAAGGACACAUGCACCAAAAAUGUGGAGAGAAUAACGAGAGGCUUUAUUAAAAUCAAGGAGACAGAGUGCAAAGAAGCAACAAAACAUUCCUAUCAGGCAAACAUUAAUGCAUUCUGCUGGAUAAGAGUUUAAAGUAAGGUAUACAUUCAUUAUAUAAAGGGAGCAUUGUGGCUUAUUUUCCUCAGGCACAGAAAAUAAGUAUGAUAUUAUUGUCCUUGCCAAAUGUUAAUAUCAAAAUUAAAAUGAGUUACUUUUCAAAU